Molecule: messenger RNA, 4357 nt
Organism: Sitophilus oryzae (rice weevil)
Lineage: Eukaryota; Metazoa; Arthropoda; Insecta; Coleoptera; Curculionidae
Product: NFX1-type zinc finger-containing protein 1-like
Exons: 8
Coding region: 179-4135 (1318 amino acids)
Biological process (GO): regulatory ncRNA-mediated heterochromatin formation
Cellular component (GO): nuclear RNA-directed RNA polymerase complex
Molecular function (GO): helicase activity
Source: RefSeq, a predicted model, not a curated record
AUUGACUUUUAUAUCAAUAUAUGUUUUUGUUAUCGUUAUCUGUGAAUGUGAAAAGUGAUUUUUUGGCCAUUCAUUUUUGUUUGAUGAAGUCGUUGAAGAUAUUAGGUAGUACUCAUAGAAUAUUGCUCUGAUUUACACCAUACAUUUGAAGGAAUGUCUGCAAAACAAAAUCUACAAAAUGAAUUUUAUCAGAACUGUUCGAUCAUGUAUUUCUGAGUUAUUUUGUGGUGCACGAGUUUCGUCUGGUAAUAAAGAAGAAGAAAAAUCUGAUACUGUCAGUAUUGCGAGUAUUGCCAGUGGCGUUUUCAUACGUUCUGGAAAUAAUAUAUCUGAAGGAUUACAACCACAAACCAGUUUACGACGUUCUAAUGGCGACUCUAUAUAUGUUAAAUCUGAUAAAACUGGUGGUGAUACUACCACUCCGUCUAAAAUUUAUACUGUGAGUAAACUCGCAACUACUAAUUAUAAAGUUUCAAGUUCUAAUAAGAAGAAAAUACAUAAUGUUCCCAAUUCUUCUGAAAAUAAGAUACAUAAAGGAAUACAACCACAGAAUAGUUUACAAAGGACUAAAGUUGACUCUAAUAAAACUGCUGGUAACACUAUCACAUUACCCUCAAAUUCUGAUGUAACUGGAUUUGGUGUUACCCAUUAUAACGUUUCCAAUUCUGCUGAAAAUAAGAUACAUAAAAGAAUACGACAGAGUAGUUUAGAGCAUCCUACAGCUGGCUCUAAAUAUGACGAAUCUAAUAAAUCCACUGGUAACACUACAACUUUGCAUAUUAGUGAGUUUAGAGUUGCCAACAACGAAGUUCCUAAUUCAUCUGAAGAUAAAAUAUAUAAUAGAUUACAACCACUGAGUAGUUUACAAAGUACUAAAGUUGACUCUAAUAAAACUGCUGGUAACACUAACACAUUACCCUCAAAUUCUGAUGUAACUGGAUUUGGUGUUACCCAUUAUAACGCUUCCAAUUCUGCUGAAAAUAAGAUACAUAAAAGAAUACGACAGAGUAGUUUAGAGCAUCCUACAGCUGGCUCUAAAUAUGACGAAUCUAAUAAAUCCACUGGUAACACUACAACUUUGCAUAUUAGUGAGUUUAGAGUUGCCAACAACGAAGUUCCUAAUUCAUCUGAAGAUAAAAUAUAUAAUAGAUUACAACCACUGAGUAGUUUACAAAGUACUAAAGUUGACUCUAAUAAAACUGCUGGUAACACUAUCACAUUACUCUCAAAUUCUGAUGUAACUGGAUUUGGUGUUACCCAAUAUAACGUUUCCAAUUCUGUUGAAAUUAAGAUACAUAAAAGAAUACAACGACAGAUUAGUUUAGAGCAUCCUACAGUUGGCUCUAAAUAUGACGAAUCUAAUAAACCCACUGGUAACACUACAACUUUGCAUAUUAGUGAGUUUAGAGUUGCCAACAACGAAGUUCCUAAUUCAUCUGAAGAUAAAAUAUAUAAUAGAUUACAACCACUGAGUAGUUUACAAAGUACUAAAGUUUACUAUAAUACUACCAAUUUAUUUUCAAAUUACAGUGUUAAUACAUUUAGAAACCAAAGUGUAUAUCCAACUAAAGACGAUUUAGUAGAGACCAAAAUUGGAAAUUUAAACCCCAAUAUUAUCCAAGGACAGUAUGAAACUUUAGAUAAUUAUUUAAGUACUCAUUUUACCCUUCUUCGAGAAGAUUUUAUAAAACCCUUACGAGAAGAUUUAAAAUUAUAUUUUUGCGGUAACAAGACAUUAGAUAACAUAGUUAUCCAUAAUAUAACAUUUAUAAGAAGAGGAAUAAAUAAUGAUGAAUAUAUUUUUUGUAUUCAAUUAACAAAAACACUUACUACUUCUUUGUCGGACGACGAGGAUUCGGAAAAAUCGUUAAAACGGUUUAUGACGGGUUCUUUGGUGAUUUUUACGCGAAAUAAUUUUGAGGAUUUUUUUUGUGGAAGAGUAUCAAACAACGAUGGAUUCCGAAACAAGUUACUAUCGAUUAACUUUGAAUCUAAUACAUUAAACCAAAUAUGUUGUAAACCCGAUAUUGAAUAUAAAAUGAUAGAGUGUAAUGCAUUUUUCGAACCAUAUUAUAACGUUUUGACAGUAUUGCAGAAAGUAUAUUCUUCUACUAUAUCAAUGGAAAACUAUCUGGUUCAAGUUGAAUCAAAUAUUAAAAUGCCAAAAUAUCUAAAAGGUAUAAAACAGCAUGUUCUUAUUAACGGAUUGAACCCGUCACAACAUACUACCCUAAAUGCUGUGUUAUCGCAAGAAUUGGCUAUUGUUCAAGGGCCACCUGGAACAGGAAAAACGUUCAUGGGUAUAGAAAUUACAAAUCAGCUUUUGAAGAGAUCUUCUUUAUGGUAUAAUAACACGCCUAUGCUAAUUUUGAGUUGUACGAAUCAUGCUUUAGACAACUUUUUGGAACGGGUAACAAAAUAUACUCCUGAAAUAUUAAGAUAUGGGGGCCAAUCCAAAAGUCCUAGUAUGCAAAAUUACUUGUUUCCUAAACGAAGAAAGGCUUUUUACGAAAGGGCGCCCCACCGUAAACGGCAAGUUGGGCCUUUAUUUCGAAACUAUAUGAAUCUUAAAGGGCAAAUUAACCGCAUUGAAAAGAAAAUUGACUCGAUCAGAAUAAAUCGGCAUAUUUUCAAUUUGAAAGAAUUGACAAGUAAGAUACAAGGUGUUCCAAAGAGCUUAUGUGAAUCAGAUGAAUUAGAUUUGAUGUGUUGGCUGCUGGAAGAUGAUGAUACUGUGAGAAAUGAUAACUUCAAACGUCUGAGCUUAGAUGAUAUUAACAAAGUUAACCUUUUUUUUAAGAAUGAUGAAAAAAUGGAUCAAGAUUUUAUGAAAAUUUUUGUGAAAGCAAUAGUUAAAUUUGCACCCACAAAUAUGUUCGAUUUAAUUGGUAGAAUUGUUAAAGGAGAUCAAAAAUACAGUCCAGAUUACUUAAAUGUUUAUAAAUAUCUACUAAAUAAAAUUCAUUAUCUUGAGAAUGGCUUGAAAAAGAAGGCUAAAACAUCAUGUCAGCGAUGGCGCCUUUAUUAUAUCAUGUUAGAAAAAUAUGAAUCCAUAUUGGUGGAAGAACUGGAACCGCUUACAGAAUUAUGUAUAAAAGAAUAUAAAAAACUUAAAGACGUUCAAAAUCAAAUAAACGUUGAAAUUAUGAGAACACAAAAAGUAAUUGGUAUGACCACUACAGUAGCAGCUAGGAUGUAUUCGACUAUAAAAGAAUUAAAAUGUCCAAUUGUUAUUGUAGAAGAAGCUGCUGAGGUAUUAGAGUCUCACAUAAUUCCUGUUCUAACAGAACACUGUCAACAUCUCAUUCUACUAGGAGAUCAUCUUCAAUUAAAACCUUCUACCACUGACUAUACAAUAGAAACUGAUUAUAAUCUUGGCGUGAGUCUUUUUGAGAGAAUGGUAAACAAUAAUAUUCCAUACCACACUUUAAAUGUUCAGUAUCGAAUGAGACCAGAAAUUGCCAGUUUAAUUUCUCCAAGUAUAUAUCCAGAACUCACUAAUCACGAAAGUGUGGAACAGUUUCCAUCAGUUAGAGGUUUUGGAAAGAACAUGUAUUUUAUAAGCCACGAUAAUUUGGAGAAUGAUGCUAAUACAAGCAAAGAAAAUACCUAUGAAGCAAAGUUUCUUAUUCGGUUAGCGGUAUACCUUCUUCAAAAUCAGUAUGAACCCAAGGAUAUUACCAUACUAGCUACUUAUCUAGGCCAAGUUGAAGUUUUAAGAAAAGAAAGGAAAAAAAUUCAUAAGAAUGAUGAUCUUCAGAAUAUUCAAAUUACAUCGGUUGACAAUUUCCAAGGGGAAGAAAAUAAAAUUAUUUUGUUAUCUUUGGUUAGAAAUAAUACUGAGAAUAAGAUUGGUUUUCUAUCUAUUGAGAAUAGAGCAUGUGUAGCGCUUUCUAGAGCUAAGGAAGGUUUCUAUGUUAUGGGGAAUAUGGCGCAACUGUCCAGAAAAAGCAAGCUAUGGAGAAAUAUUGGAAUGACUUUCAAGCGUUUUAAAGCUAUUGGCAAGAAUUUGCCUUUAAAAUGCCAUAAGCAUUCUGGAGAAAUUGAAAUAAAGAAUGUUGGUGACUUUGAUAAACUAUUAUCUAAAAAUAUAUGUGAGAUAGUAUGCCAGAAAAAAUCACAUCAACAUAGAUGACGAAUACGAUUACCAUUUGUGUGUCCAUAUUAGCAAAAUAAACAUUGGUGGAUGGUCAUAGUAUGUAGACUCACCUUAAUGCAAGUAUAUUGAUUUAACCAAAGCGCGUUAUAUAAGUUAAUUUCAGUAAUGGUCAAUCAUAUUUUGAUAAAUUUCAGUGUUUAAAAGGAUUUCCUACAAAAUUCUACAAAUGUUAUGGAAAAAUAUAUUUUUGAAUACCUA